This is a messenger RNA of Trichomonas vaginalis G3, 2268 nucleotides long. Its product is annotated as T-BOX protein-related family. Bases 1 to 2268 code for a protein of 755 amino acids. The record is from RefSeq and is a predicted model, not a curated record. Lineage: Eukaryota; Parabasalia; Trichomonadida; Trichomonadidae. The transcript has a single exon. Gene Ontology annotation, molecular function: nucleic acid binding.
AUGAAUUAUAAUGAUGGAUUACGUCAUAAAAAUUCAUCAAAACGGAAAAAUCUUAAACCAGUUCUGGAGUUUCCUCCGGAUAAUGACUAUUUACAGGCACAACUCCAUACAGAAGAAACGUAUGCUGAAGCAUAUGAGCACUUGCAAUUAGAUAUAGUUCAAUUACAAACAGAAGUAGAUGCAUUACGUCUUGAAGCUGAUUUGGCUGAAAAAAGAGAAAAAUCAAAUCAGUAUGAAAACAAAGAAUUUAUGCAAAGACAUGCUGAUCUUUACAAUUUCGAUGUAACUGCCGAAACCCUUAGAGAAAAACAAAGCCGAAUUGUUACUUUACAACAAAAAAGUUGUGAUUUAGAAAAUCAAAUCACUCAACUUCGAAAAAAUACAUCUCCAACUGCAUUAGUAGAUCUACGAGUUGAAAUUGGUCUCAUUAAAAAAGAUAUUGAAAGAUAUAAUGAUUCAAUUGAUACUCUUGCACAAGAGAGAAAGAGAGUUGGAAGAGAAAUCGAGAUACAACGCCAAAAACUUGGUCUUGAAUUCAUAGGAGAUAAUCAACAAUACAUUGCUGAACUCAAAAAUUUGCUUUUGCAUAAGCAAGAAAUAUAUGAACAAUAUAAACAAGAUAUACAAGAUUUGAAGAAAGUUAUCGAAGAUGGCAACAAACUCGGAUUUAAUAAUGAAAUUUUACUAGAAAGAAAUUUAUCUACUGCCCAAAACAAAUAUAAUGCUUUAAUGGAACAGUAUGUUAAGCAGACCAAAGAAUUUGAAUCAAAUGAAGUGAAUCAAAGGCAACAAGCGAGAAUUGAGAAAAAAGUUACUCCUAUUUUCUUUAAUCAAGAGGAUGAAGAGAAAAAGAGUUCAUCCCGUCAUAUGGUUGGUGAAUUACCGAAGCCUAAGACAACAGGAUACAUUCCAACACGUAAUAUUUCUGAGGAUAAUUUCGAUAAGUUAGAUACAGGAGAAAAGAGAGUCCAACGUGCAGGAAACAAAAGAGAAUUCAUUGAAUCUCAUAAAAAUCCAUCUCCUCCCAAAAAUGACAAAAAUAUUACUGAAUCUAAAGGUAAAGUUGAAGAAAAGCAACCUGAGCCUAAAGAUAGCGCUAAAAAUGUUGAAAAUAAACCACCUGAGGUCGUUAAAAAGCCAGAACAAAAAAUUGAGAAUCAAAAUACCAAAAAUGAAAGUAAUAAACCUGUUACAACUGAACAGAAUAAAGAAGUAUCAAUAUCCAAGCCACCUGCUUCAAGUUCUCAGCCAAAACAAAGUAGUUCUCCUUCAACUUCAAUUCAAAUGCCAACACCUUCUCCAACUGGCUUUGUUUCUUCUAGAAGGACUAUCAAUAUCACAAAUCUUCGUAAUGAGCAUGUUGCAAGAGAAAUUUGUACAAAAUUUGGAACAAUUCUUAAUAUUACUGAAGAUGAGCGAUCAACUCGUGUUACAUUCAUCAAUCAUGAAGAAGCUAUGAAAGCUCUUAUUGGUUCGAACGGUCAGAAAGUUGAAAACGUGUUUUUGAACAUAAGUUGGGGACCUGAACCAGAAUCUGUGAAGAAACUUCAGUUAGAAGAGAAACCUGCACCUAAAGAAACAAAACCUCCUGUUGUUAUCAUAGAACCUCCAAAAUCUCAAGAAAAUUCAAAGCCAAAAGAACAAAUUCCUCAAAAAGAACCUCCAAAACCACAAGAGCCUGUAAGGCAGCCUGAUCCUGUUAAGCCUAAAGAAGAAAUUAAGCCUCCAAAACAAAAUGAUAAAAAAGAUUCAGAACCUGAAAUUGAAGAAGAGAUUAUUGUUGAGGAAUCUUCAUCACUAUCAAGUUCUUCGUCAUCUUCAUCAUCUUCUGAUUCUAAAAACAAAAAACAAGAAAAUAAAAAGUCAGAUUCCGAAAAAGAAAAGAAAGAAGAAGUUCCUGAGAAGAAAGAAACUGAACAUGUUGAGAAAAAGGAAGAGAAGCCUCAAGAAAAGAAAGAAGAUGUUAAAAUUGAAGAAAAAUCUUCGAGUAGUAGUGAAAAAGAAGAAAAGAAAGAACCAGAACCAAUUGUUGAAGAAGAAAUCAUCUUAGAUGAAAGCUCUGAUGAUGAUUUUGAUAAAACCAAAACAAUUCAACCAAGUGGACAAGUUUUCAACAGUUCUUCCACUUCUGAAUCAGAUAUCAUUAUUGAUGAAGCAUCAGAUGAUAUAAAGGAAUCAUCUUCGGAUCAUCCAACGAAACAACAAGCAGAUCCUCCUACAAAUCAAGAAUCUUCUGAUGAUGAUGAAGACUCUGAUGCAUUUUUCUAA